CCUGCGAUCUCUCAGGUAACCCAGAAUUCCUGAAUCUGAAGCCUUUUCUUCUUGUCCGAUCCAUAUUUAGAAUCUCCAUACCCUUGUUUUCGUUUGUAUUUGCAGGUAACAGAAGAAGAAGAAGAACUAGAAACAGGGGAAAAUGGUGAAUAUACGGGUAGUGAAACCUGAAGGGAAAAAGGAAGGAGGAGGAGAGAUCGGCGAAAUCGACACAAGGGCUCCUUUCCAAUCCGUCAAGGCCGCCGUCAGCCUCUUCGGCGAGGUCGCCGUCAAAGCCAGACCUUCCUUCAAAAAAACCAACUCCAGGCUUUCUUCUUCCUCUUCCGAGAAUGUGCUCGACAAGGAGACCCAGCUCCUCCUCUGCCGACGAGAAUUCGAGAAGUACCGCCACAAGCUCGAAUCCGCCGAAACCGCCAAAGCUCGAACCAAUGCCGAGCUCGAUCGCGCCAAGCGAACCCUCGAAGACCUCCGCACCAAGCUCAACUCCAUCAACCAAUCGAAAGUCUCCACCUUGGAAGCCGCGGAGGCCGUCAAGCAGCGCGCCAAAACCCUCGAGGUCGCCAAAUCGCAGAAGGACAUGGGGCAAUCACAGAGGAUGCAGGACCUUCUAGAAGCCAGAGAGAGAUACGCCGUCACUUCCGAACAGCUCAAUUCCGCCAAGCAGCAGCUGAACAAGAUCAGACAAGACUUCGACGCCACGUUAGAGGCCAAAUGGGCUGCUUUCCAGCAGGCUGCCGAGGCCCAGCGAUCGGCCAACAUGAACGCGGAGCGAGCCGCCGAGCUGUCCAAGGAGAUUCAGGCGAUGCGGGAGUCAGGGCAGCAUUUGAAGGUUGCCGCGGUGGAAGCUCAGGAGAGGCAACAGCAAUGUCUGGCGGAGAAGAGUCGGCAUGUGGAAGCUUAUAAAGCUGCCAAGGAGGAAGUUGAGAUGCAUGUUGAGCAGUUGAAGAAGGAGUUCGAUCCGGAGCUUGUUCUUGUUCUUGAUGAGAGGCUUCGAGAGACGACAGCCGAGAUUGAGGAUCUUCAGGGGAGGAUGAAGAAGGCUCAUGCUUCGGAGAUGGAUUCUGUGAAGGGGAUUACUACGGAGCUCAAUCAGGCCACGAGGACGUUGCAGGAGAUUGCGGAGGAAGAGAGCAAUCUGCGCGUGAGAGUGAACGAUAUAAGAAUGGAGCUCGAGAAUGUGAAGGCGGAGAAGGCUCGACUGAUGGAGAAAGAAGCAGAAAGGGAGGAGCUGGAAGCAGAGGAGAAGCUAGCCGUGAAGAAGCUGAUGUCAGAAGCCGAAGCAGCGAGAAGAGAAGCCGAGGAGCUCCAGAGAACCGCAUGGGAGCAGAAGGAGCAAGCCGAUUACACUAGAGCCAUGGCGAAGCAAGCCGAGGAGAAGCUUCUGGUCUGCACUGCAGAGAUUGAGGUGGCGAAAGCUGCUGCAUUGAGAGCUCACACCGAGAUGAAAAAGAUGUCCGAGUCGAAAACCAACGACGAGAUUUCCUCCAACGACAACAGCAACAAGAAGAUGCGGAUUUCGAUGACCGAGUAUCAGGCGCUGCAGAAGAAGCUGGCAGAGAGCUCUGCGAUGGCAGAAAAAACUGUGGCAGAGACAAUGAGCCAGCUGGAAUCUCUGAAUGCGAAAUCGGGAGAACAGGCGAGGAAGCUGGAGGCGAACCGGAAGGCAAUUGAGGAGAUUAAGGAAGCUACGGACAUUGCUCUGCGGUCUGCUGAGGAGGCCGGGGCUGCAAAACUUGCUGUGGAGGCUGAACUGAAGAAGUUGCGAGAACAGCGGACUUCUGCAUGAGCUUAAGGAAGAAGAACAAGAAGAACUACAACUGACCUUGCUUCCCAAGCUUCUGGAAAGGUUGAAGAAGAAGCCAUCAGGAUUCAGGAAGAGGUUUUUUAAUUUGUUGUUUUUCUUAUAUACAUUGCCAUUCUCCUCUGUAAAUGUAGUGUAAACCUGUGUUCAUGUAAAUUUCUCAAACCUGUAUUGGUAGGAACAGGAACAAAAUAAAACUCCCAUUUGAUUGACAAAAAAUUUAGAUAAAGGUC
This is a messenger RNA of Linum trigynum, 2034 nucleotides long. NCBI's taxonomy places the organism in Eukaryota, Viridiplantae, Streptophyta, Magnoliopsida, Malpighiales, Linaceae. The record is from the annotation of a GenBank genome assembly.